Messenger RNA from Phytophthora sojae, 777 nucleotides. RefSeq lists its product as hypothetical. The record is from RefSeq and is a predicted model, not a curated record. The coding region runs from base 1 to 777 and encodes 258 amino acids. NCBI's taxonomy places the organism in Eukaryota, Oomycota, Peronosporomycetes, Peronosporales, Peronosporaceae. The transcript has a single exon.
AUGCCAACCACCACCGCAUCAACUCCGACCUCUUCAAGCCACCGCAGCGACGGUGAAUUCGACCAGCAGUGGGAAUUUGGCUUCAAUUCGGAUCGUGGAGGAGCGUCGGUGAGCGACAGUGAUGCUGACAGCGAUGCUGGCUAUCUCUCUCCUGUUUAUGGGGAUCGAGAACCCUGUUUCAGCAGUGAUGGCGACAGCGAUGAUGAAGACUCGCCGACUGGGACUCCCCCGCGAGAUAUUGAAGUUGACGAUGACUCGGUCUCCAGCGGUGGCUCAAGCGUGUCCCCUCAAGGGGAUGUGACCAGGCUGCCCGGCGGACUUGUUCUCGGUUCUUCCCGCUAUGACAUGGACGACAGCGAAGCCAGCAGCAGUUUGGACGACUCUGACGCAUACGACCCUGAAAUGGAGACUGUUAGCAGUGAGGACGAAGGCGACGAGCGCGCAGUUCAACCUUCUGCGUCAGGGCGUCAAGGGCAUGCGGGAAUCGACCUCGUCGCGACAGCGCAUCGCACCGUCAUCCAACUCAACGGCCAUCAGUACACGAAAGCCCGAGAGUCCUCGCGCAAGAUUUCCUUCCGGUGCAGCUUUUACCGACGUACUCCGGGGUGCAAAGGGAAAGUCGACUACAGUUUUGCGCGAGAUGUGUUCUACAAUUUUACACCACACACUUGUGAAGGGACGGGCCAAGCUCCAAGCCAAUACGUUGACGUCACCGAGGAAAUGAAGGCCGAGGUUGAUCGAUUGUCGAUUCUGCACCUUUCACACACGGCGCAAUAG